CUCAUAUGAUCGGACUGCUUCGGUGAGCUUCAGCUACGAGGAGCGACUUCCCAAAUGAGCACGUCAUUCGCGGCGGGCAUCGCUGCUCCCGCUAAGGCUUACAGGCGCUCAGCUGUAUGUUCUCUCUGCCACAUUGUCCUUGUCUCGGCUUGGGAAAGCGCAAAGCGCUACAGCCUAUAUCACCUUGGCAUCGUCUCUCAUAUCCACAUUGCAAAGCAGCAGGUGCUUAGAAUUAAGCACGAUUCACACUCCAGCACUCGUGAGGAAGACUUAGCACUUCCGCUGCAACUGACAGGGUGGAAGCUUAUUCCACAACCACGGCCCCGACUACAACCACGACUCUACACUCACUCCGCCCCUUGCCCUCAUAGCAUGCAGCAUUCUGAGGCCCGCGAUCGCGGAUUUCACACCGGUCACCGGCCUGUUUGGUCGUAUCAUGCAACCGGCGACCGAGCGUCGACACUCACCGCGGGGCAAACGUACCGGUUCCAGAAUGCGGGGAAGGCUGGAUGAUCAAGUACUAGCUGAUUAUAUUUGUGGUCUGGAAGUUCUAUCAAACAAGUCCCGCGAGAAGCUUAUCUGCAUCUAUUCAACGACUUGACU
This is a messenger RNA of Aspergillus fijiensis CBS 313.89, 603 nucleotides long. RefSeq lists its product as uncharacterized. The coding region runs from base 55 to 513 and encodes 152 amino acids. The transcript is spliced from 2 exons. The record is from RefSeq and is a predicted model, not a curated record. NCBI's taxonomy places the organism in Eukaryota, Fungi, Ascomycota, Eurotiomycetes, Eurotiales, Aspergillaceae.